Messenger RNA from Lodderomyces jiufengensis, 441 nucleotides. Its product is annotated as ubiquinol--cytochrome-c reductase subunit 6. Lineage: Eukaryota; Fungi; Ascomycota; Pichiomycetes; Serinales; Debaryomycetaceae. Gene Ontology annotation, biological process: mitochondrial electron transport, ubiquinol to cytochrome c. Bases 1 to 441 code for a protein of 146 amino acids. The transcript has 2 exons. The record is from RefSeq and is a predicted model, not a curated record.
AUGUCAUUUUUAAGAGAUAUAUUUGAAACCAUAAUUCCAUCUGCAUAUGCUGAUGAACCAGCUGAUGAAACACAAAAUGAGGUUGCUGAUCAAGAAGCUCCAGAAGCUGAAGAAGAAGCGUCACCAGAAGAGGAAGUUGAAGAAGAAAAAGUAGAUCCAGAAGAAGACGGUGAUGACGAUGAAGAAGAAGAUGAUGAAGAUGAAGAUGAAGCAGAAUUAGAAGACCCAUUAGAUAAAUUACGUGAAGAAUGUGUAAAGACAAGUACAUGUAAGCCAUUUGAUCAUCAUUUCCACGAAUGUGUUGAAAGAGUUACAAAAGAAAUGCAAGAACCAGGUUAUGAACAUAAGCACUACAAGGAAGAUUGUGUUGAAGAAUUUUUCCACUUAGAACAUUGUGUGAAUGAUUGUGUAGCACCAAGAUUAUUUAGUAAAUUGAAAUAG